UUUUUACAUCCAUCCUAUUUCGCUUUUUUUUUUCUUUUUCUUUUUUUCUUCGUUCUUUUUCUUUUCCUGCUGGUGCUCCUUUUCCCUUUUUUCCUUCUUCUUUUUCUCGCAAAAGUAUCCGUCCCCAAAAGCAAGAAGAGGUUCAUCGACUGCACCAUUUCAUCGUUCCUUUUCCCACCAACAAAACCUUUAGACACUGACAAAAAAAAGGACAGCCCUUUCCAAUCUUUUGCUUUUCCUUCCCAUAACACCCAUGCGUUCUGCCGUUUUUUGUCUCGCAGUGCUCGCUCAGCUCGCCCUUUCGGCGACCGCUGAACCUGAGCCUAUCAAAAUCCCCUUGUAUCGUCGAACUGACAGUGGUAUCGCCAAAGCCGGCGGUAAAAUGCUCGAUAAUGGUGUGCUUGCUGGUACUGUUCAGAUCGGUAAUCCUCCUCAGAAUUUCACCAUGGCUUUUGACACCACAACCGGCUAUUCUUGGGUCCGCGGCGCUAGAUGCAAAACUGAAAACUGCCUUGAUCGUUGCACUUACUAUGCCAGAUGGUCCGACAGUGUCGAAUCCACUGGUCGCAAAUUCUCUGUUGAAUAUGGUGAUUCGUGUGUUGAUACCCAUAUCUACCUUGAUACAUUCCGCUUUGCCGGUUUGACCGUCAAGAACAUGCCUUUUGGUGGCGCUUACCGCAUGAGUGGCUUUGAUCACGGUUUCGACGGUUAUCUCGGUCUCGGUCGAAGCGUCGACUUUAAUAUGACCAAGAUCCAUACCUCCUCCUCUGGUGGUUUGGCCAAGCGCGAUUUCUCAUUCCCUGAUUCCGGUUUGGUCCAGAACGCUUACGAACAAGGUUCGGGUGUUCAGAGUGCUCAGUUUGGUAUGUACACAACCGACAGCAGCAACUUUGUGGAAUCCGGUGAUGUUACCCAGGACGGUACCAACGGUACUCAAGAUCCCAACGCCAACCAACCUGCCAAUCCUAAUCAGACCGUUGAUCCCAACAACCCCGCCCCGCCUGCUGGUCAGAACCCUCAACAACCUAACCAAGACCCUAACAACCCUCAACAACCUAAUCAGCAACCCAAUCAAAACCAGCAACCGAACCAACCUACCGAUCAAAACGGUGGCAACAAUCCUCCUGUCGAUAACUCCAUCGCUCCCGGCGGUUUCGGUUUCACCAAGCGUCACAAUGUCGAAGACGAACCUGCAGGCUACCUUGUUAUUGGUGGCAUCGACAAGAGUGCUAUUCAGGGCGAUGUGUCCUACAUCAAGUUAGCCGACAAUGUUGACGGCGGCGCAAAGAAUUGGGAUGUCUGUAUCAAGCAUGCCAAGAUUGGUCACGAUUUACGCUUGGAACAAAAGAAGAACGCUAUUGCUUCCAUCAGUACCUCCAGCACCUAUAUCGCUAUGCCUGCUGAUCAAGCAGAUAAGUUCCACGAAAAGUUCGGUGGCAAGUACUACCGAUCCACCAAGACUUACAGUGUCAAGUGCUCCGAAAUCAAGAAUUUGCCACCUUUGAAGCUUACCCUUGAAGACCACAUCGUUGAAUUGCCUGCCAAGUACUGGACCCGUGAAAUUGACGCUGACCGUGAUUGCUGUGCUACUCGCAUCAGCCGUGGCAGCUCUGACCGCGACUGGGUUCUCGGUACCAGCUUCACCAAUGCUUUCUAUACUACCUUUGAUCCCGAAAAUGAAACCAUUGGUUUGGCCCUCAAGAAGGGCCAGAAGAACGAUGGUCUCAAGAUCUACAAGAAGAACUAAAUAUACAUUAUCCUUUUCUCUUUUUCCCUUUUUUCUUUUGGUAUCUAAGAAACAGAAGAAAGAAAACGUCUCCCAAAAAAAAAAACCAAGAGAAAUACAUUGGAAUAUUUAUCGACAUUUUAUCUUUUUUUUUUUCUCUCUCAUUUCAUAUUCAGUUUAUACUCUCAUGUGCUUCUUAUUGUCCCUUGUUUUUCAUUUGUGUUUUUACCAAUUAAAUAUUUUGUGUCAUUGAUCUCCAAACAUCCACAGUUGG
Messenger RNA from Radiomyces spectabilis, 2000 nucleotides. RefSeq names its product aspartic peptidase domain-containing protein. Bases 254 to 1747 code for a protein of 497 amino acids. Gene Ontology annotation, biological process: proteolysis. The transcript has 6 exons. NCBI's taxonomy places the organism in Eukaryota, Fungi, Mucoromycota, Mucoromycetes, Mucorales, Radiomycetaceae. The record is from RefSeq and is a predicted model, not a curated record. Gene Ontology annotation, molecular function: aspartic-type endopeptidase activity.